AUGGCCACCAACUUCGAAAACACCUCUUACGACCUCAUCUGGGAGACCAUCCGCCACAACAAUGCCUUCCUCGUGAAGCGCAACCAGGCCGGUGGUGUUCAGUUCUCCAAGGACCCCCUUAACCUGACCAACCUCCACUCGCGCAAGUACUCUUCGCUCGCCAACCCCAAGGCCCUCGGCAUCAACGCCGUUGACAACAAGAUCGAGGUCACCACCAAGCUCGGCCAGAACUGGAACAAGCCCUCCAAGUCGUACAGCAAGACCACCUUCAAGUCCACCACCCCCUCGCGCAAGCUCAUCAACAACGCCGUCUCUGGCAACACCAAGCGCGGUUACCGCCAGGACUUGCACAUGGAGGCCGUCCAGCGCGCUUCCGCCGUCAAGAAGUCCACCCGCCAGGUCAAGGCCACCGUCAAGCCCACCAAGCUCCGUGGCUCCAAGGCCCGCAAGGCUGCUGAGAAGCAGUAA
Molecule: messenger RNA, 468 nt
Organism: Aureobasidium pullulans EXF-150
Lineage: Eukaryota; Fungi; Ascomycota; Dothideomycetes; Dothideales; Saccotheciaceae
Product: ribosomal protein L28e
Exons: 3
Coding region: 1-468 (155 amino acids)
Biological process (GO): translation
Cellular component (GO): cytosolic large ribosomal subunit; ribosome
Molecular function (GO): structural constituent of ribosome
Source: RefSeq, a predicted model, not a curated record